CAUGUUGAACGCUGCAACCAAAGCCCUGGUGCCGUCGUUAGGUGAACUAGACACAGACAGUAGGGGAUUUUUAUGUUCUUUUAUAUUAGUCCCUAAAAUCUGACUCUGGUGAACAACAACCAUGGACGAAAUGAAUGACUACGGUCAACGAUUACGAUUGCCGUCUGUGAAGGUAAGUUAGGGGUGUUCGAAAGGCAAGAUAGACAGAGAACAACUUACAUAAAAAAAUAAAUGUCAUUUUAAAAGGUUACAGAUGUCCCAUUUCUCACUCGCAUAUUCACAUAACAUUGUGUUGUGGUUAAAUCUUCGGAGAAAAAAUUAAUUUUGAACCGACUUUCAUUAAGAGUGCAUUGCCAUCACUUUUUGAACGACAUUCCUUAGAUAAAAUGGUCAAUUAUUUGCUGUCGGCCCGGGGUGUCCCAUCAUGGCCGCCAUCUUGGUUGACACGUGUUAAAUAAACACGCAAUGACGUCAUGGGAUGACAAUUAAGAAACAGCCGAUAACAUUGAUUUUGCACCAAUUUCCGGUAACCCUUUUGGGGGUGUCCUUAACACGAUCGAUUCAACGUCUGCGUGGUCUUCCUCUGUCCCUAGAAAUGGAGUGGCCUGCUAUUUCAAGAGUACAAUGAAGGUUAUUUGGCACGCAAAAUCAACUAACUUGUGCUGCAACAUUGAGAGCUGGCACAUCUUCGUUUAUUCAUCAAUUACCUUAUUGAUUGCCAUGAACUUGAUCAUUCAGUCCAGUGACAUGCCUCCAGUUCAUGUAAGCCAGGGCUAACUCCCCGAUGUGCACCCCACCCCACACAAAAAAAAAAAAAAAAACUAACAAAAAAAACCAACAACAAACAAACACACAUGCAUCUUAAGUAUAUAUAUAUAUAUAUACCCGGUAUAUAUAUGAAAUCAUACACAUUGAUAUAAACCGAAAAGGACCACCCGGGACGAUCAACAUCUUCCCAAGCCAAGGUACGACACCGAUACUGGCGACAUCAUGUAAAAUGCUUAUGUUCUUUCCUCCCCUUGGCUUGUCAGAAAUCCAAAAUGGAUCUGAAGUACGACAUUUUUCUGAAGAGAACCGUGGGUGUAUACCUGCCGGAAUGUCUCAGACAUGUGACGGAAGUACGCCCGUCAGACCCAAUAGAUGUUAUAGCACACUGCCUGUACAAGUGAGUCCUCUUGAGUCCUCGUUCAUAGCACAAAGUCCCCUCAGUGUGUUUUUGCAGCCUGUAUUAUAUGUCAGUGUUUUCUGAACCUGGUGUCUUUGAUGUUUGCUGUGGUUUGUACUUAUGUCAGUCUUCUAGUGAGACUACGUAACUCAUUGUCUUCAGAUCUCUCUAUAAUUCUGUAUGCAAAAAAAAAAGAAUACUGUAUCGUAUUGGCAGUUUCCGGUAAUCAGUCAACACAAAGCUGUCUACAUGAGAUAGUCUCCUUCUGCUAGGCUGCGCAAUUCCUAACAAAUGACGCCCCCCCUCCCCCACCCCCAAACAGGUGUGUAGACAACAACCAUUACAGACAGGAGAAGGUCAAGUAUUUGAAGGAUCUGGAGAAGGCCAACAUCCAUCUACGACAGACAAGAAGAACGGUGCUGACCCGACUACAGCCUAUAAUGGACGCCGCCAAACAGCAAGAGGUGGGUACGGCAGGGUGCAUGAGUGCAUGGGCACAAAGGAGGGUACACAUAAGCAUAAGGGUACAUGGGUACUUGUGGGUAAAUGGGUACUUGUGAGCACAGUAUGGUAUUGGACUACUUCUGGACACGAUUAGUAUGAACGUUUUUAAGUUGGUUACAGUAUGUUAGGGAACAGUUUAGUGUAUACAUUUGUUUAACACAUAAACCCCAUCCUAUAUCUGAACUGGCUUAAGUGGGUCAUCAUUAGGUUCUAAGUAGGUUUGUUUGAUAUAAAAAAAAAAAAAAAUAUAUAUAUAUAUAUAUAAACGAUUACAAAUUUGGACCUUUUCUGCAAGGGUCAUCAUUAGGUUCUAAGUAGGUUUGUUUGAUAUAAAAAAAAAAAAUAUAUAUAUAUAUAUAUAUAAACGAUUACAAAUUUGGACCUUUUCUGCAGUGUGAGGCAUUGUAUGGUAUUGUGUUGUGUUGUAAUGUAUUGUGUUGUGUUGCUGGUGUGGAGCAGUUAAUUGUUUACGCGUUAAUGCGGGGUUAUUAUGGCCAGGUUGUAGAUGUGGAGAUUAUAAGGUCUGUCUGAGAAUGUGUGGGGAAUGUCUUCACCGUUAAAUAUUACGAUGACUCAGUAGCACCGACAUGUCUUCUCAUCAGAACAUACUACGGAGGUUAAGGAUAGAAGAAUUCAACGACAUUUUGUUUGUUCUACAAAACUCAGAUGACCCAAUAGACGACCAGCUCAGGUCAAGACUACAUUUUCUUGCGGUGCGUACUUGUCUGUCAUAAGAGUUCAAUAGCCUGCUUUAGCCGUACGGCUUCUAAACGUGCGGCUAAAUUUGUUUAACUUUCAUUUAUACAUUCAUUCAUAUCCGUAUUUUCAAUUUCGUAAGACACCAAACAGCAAUAUAUUAAUACUAAACACUUCUUUUCAAAGCGCUUAAAGAUUUAGUUAUAAAAAAAUAAACAAUCUUUCGCACUAUUUCAGAAACUGGUGCGUUUUGGUGCUUUUUCGGGGUUUUCCCGGUUCUUCAUUAAGUUUCCAAAUCUUUAAAAAAAAAGAUAUUUCAUCCCAAGUAUGCAGUUUAUAAUAAAGUUACACCCCAUAAGAAAAUAAAAGCUGAAUUGAAUGACUACUAAGAGAAAACGCAUUGAUAUUGACCCGUGAAUUGUUUGAAUAGAACCAGUUUAACGCCCAGAAAGCCAUCAGGGAUAUACUGAGCACGAGAGCCAAAAGACUGGACCAGUUGCAACGCUCGGCCGACCUCAGGAAGGAAUCCUACAGCCUGCCCAGGCUGGACAAGGAUAAGAAGAACUUUGUUGUACCAGACGACGGAAGUACGGGUGAGUGGGUCAAGGCCACGAUGCUCAUCGUUUUCACGUGAACUCAUUAAAAUAUUCGAAGUGUACAUAUCUUUUUAUCGGAUUGAAUUUCUUAUAAGGUAGUGUUUAUGAAAUGGUUACAUCUAAUAUCCCAAUCGGGUUUUAUGGCCUUAAAAGCUUCCUUUAUGUUUUUACAUUCGACACCCAUAGAAAUAUGUAAUUUUAUACAUUUUUUUUUAAAACAACAAGUUCUAAAAACAUACAUGUAAAAAAAAACAGCGCUAUAAGGCACAAGUACUUUUAUGAUACCCUUUAUCACCAGACGACAAAUACAAUGUUGAUUGGGAUGCUCUGAUGAAAGAAUCAUCCUCAACAUUACAACCACUUACCAUGAUCACAGGUAAUAAUAUGUCAAAGAUAAUAGUAGUCUUACUAAUAGUAGUCAAAUAAUGGAAGUCUACAUAAUAGUUGUCUAUACAAUAGUAGUAUCCACUAUGGUGGUCUGCAAAUAGUAGUCUUCACAAUAGUAGUCUUCGCAAUUGUAGUCUUCUCAAUAGUAGUCUUUACAAUAGUAGUCUUCACAAUAGUAGUCUUCGCAAUAGUAGUCUUUACAAUAGUAGUCUUCGCAAUAGUAGUCUUUGCAAUAGUAGUCUUCACAAUAGUAGUCUUUACAAUAGUAGUCUUCGCAAUAGUAGUCUUCACAAUAGUAGUCUUCACAAUAGUAGUAUUCACAAUAGUAGUCUUCGCAAUAGUAGUCUUUGCAAUAGUAGUCUUCACAAUAGUAGUCUUUGCAAUAGUAGUCAUCUUCGCAAUAGUAGUCUUCACAAUAGUAGUCUUCGCAAUAGUAGUCUUCACAAUAGUAGUCUUCGCAAUAGUAGUCUUCGCAAUAGUAGUCUUCACAAUAGUAGUCUUCACAAUAGUAGUCUUCGCAAUAGUAGUCUUCACAAUAGUAGUCUUUGCAAUAGUAGUCUUCACAAUAGUAGUCUUCUCAAUAGUAGUCUUCACAAUAGUAGUCUUUGCAAUAGUAGUCUUCGCAAUAGUAGUCUUCACAAUAGUAGUCUUCACAAUAGUAGUCUUCGCAAUAGUAGUCUUCACAAUAGUAGUCUUUGCAAUAGUAGUCUUCGCAAUAGUAGUCUUCGCAAUAAUAGUCUUUGCAAUAGUAGUCUUCACAAUAGUAGUCUUUGCAAUAGUAGUCGUCUUCGCAAUAGUAGUCUUCACAAUAGUAGUCUUCGCAAUAGUAGACUUCGCAAUAGUAGUCUUCGCAAUAGUAGUCUUCACAAUAGUAGUCUUCACAAUAGUAGUCUUCACAAUAGUAGUCUUUGCAAUAGUAGUCAUCUUCGCAAUAGUAGUCUUCACAAUAGUAGUCUUCGCAAUAGUAGACUUCGCAAUAGUAGUCUUCGCAAUAGUAGUCUUCACAAUGGUAGUCUUCACAAUAGUAGUCUUCACAAUAGUAGUCUUUGCAAUAGUAGUCAUCUUCGCAAUAGUAGUCUUCACAAUAGUAGUCUUCGCAAUAGUAGUCUUCGCAAUAGUAGACUUCGCAAUAGUAGUCUUCGCAAUAGUAGUCUUUGCAAUAGUAGUCUUCACAAUAGUAGUCUUCGCAAAAGUAGUCUUCACAAUAGUAGUCCUCACAUUAGUAGUAUUCGCAAUAGUAGUCUUCACAAUAGUAAUCUUAACAAUAGUAGUCUUCACAAUAGUAGUCUUUACAAAAGUAGUCUUCACAAUAGUAGUCUUCACAAUAGUAGUCUUCACAAUGGUAGUCUUUACAAUAGUAGUCUUCACAAUAGUAGUCUUUGCAAUAGUAGUCAUCUUUGCAAUAGUAGUCUUCGAAAAUAGUAGUCUUCGCAAUAGUAGACUUCGCAAUAGUAGUCUUCGCAAUAGUAGUCUUCGCGAUUAGUAGUCUUCACAAUAGUAGUCUUCACAAUAGUAGUCUUCACAAUAGUAGUCUUCACAUUGGUAGUCUUCACAAUAGUAGUCUUCACAAUAGUAGUCUUCGCAAUAGUAGUCUUCACAAUAGUAGUCUUCACAAUAGUAGUCUUCACAAUAGUAGUCUUCACAAUAGUAGUCUUCACAAUGGUAGUCUUCACAAUAGUAGUCUUCACAAUAGUAGUCUUUGCAAUAGUAGUCGUCUUCACAAUAGUAGUCUUCACAAUAGUAGUCUUCGCAAUAGUAGACUUCGCAAUAAUAUUCUUCACAAUUGUAGUCUUCACAAUGGUAGUCUUCACAAUAGUAGUCUUCGCAAUAGUAGUCUUCACAAUAGUAGUCUUCACAAUAGUAGUCUUCGCAAUAGUAGUCGUCAGAAUAGUAGUCUUUGCAAUAGUAGUCUUCACAAUAGUAGUCUUCACAAUAGUAGUCUUCACAAUGGUAGUCUUCGCAAUAGUAGUCUUCACAAUAGUAGUCUUCGCAAUAGUAGUCGUCACAAUAGUAGUCUUUGCAAUAGUAGUCUUCACAAUAGUAGUCUUCACAAUAGUAGUCUUCACAAUGGUAGUCUUCACAAUAGUAGUCUUCACAAUAGUAGUCUUUGCAAUAGUAGUCUUCACAAUAGUAGUCUUCACAAUAGUAGUCUUCGCAAUAGUAGACUUCGCAAUAAUAUUCUUCGCAAUAGUAGUCUUCACAAUGGUAGUCUUCACAAUAGUAGUCUUCGCAAUAGUAGUCUUCACAAAAAUAGUCUUCACAAUAGUAGUCUUCACAAUAGUAGUCUUCACAAUAGUAGUCUUCACAAUAGUAGUCUUCACAAUAGUAGUCUUCACAAUAGUAGUCUUCACAAUGGUAGUCUUCACAAUAGUAGUCUUCACAAUAGUAGUCUUCACAAUGGUAGUCUUCACAAUAGUAGUCUUAUACAUCAAAAGAAAAUCAAUGUUAAUAUACGUGUCCAUUAGAUAAUGUUAGUAAAAGCUUCAAGGUAUGCAGGUAAAUGUCAACAUGUACAGGUAAAUGUCAACAUGUACAGGUAAAUGUCAACAUGUACAGGUAAAUGUCAUUAUGUACAGGUAAAUGUCAACAUGUAAAAGUAAACGUCAAGCUGUACAGGUAGACCCAUCAAGUUAAGGUAUUUCUAAGGCACGUGACCUCAUUACAAAUGUUGUUGUUUUUGUUUAUGACCACAGAGAACGAUGACGACGAAAAUUCAGUUAUGUCCGGAAAUAUGAGAAGAGAUGGUGCGUAA
Molecule: messenger RNA, 6100 nt
Organism: Lymnaea stagnalis (great pond snail)
Lineage: Eukaryota; Metazoa; Mollusca; Gastropoda; Lymnaeidae
Source: the annotation of a GenBank genome assembly